Messenger RNA from Miniopterus natalensis, 1800 nucleotides. RefSeq names its product tripartite motif containing 13 (gene TRIM13). NCBI's taxonomy places the organism in Eukaryota, Metazoa, Chordata, Mammalia, Chiroptera, Miniopteridae. The record is from RefSeq and is a predicted model, not a curated record. Gene Ontology annotation, molecular function: zinc ion binding.
AGGCCCGGCCUCUUCCGCGGCCCAGGAGGUCCGACCCUAGGACCGGCCGCCGCGCUCCUGCCAAGGACGUGAGCGGUCCUGGAGCCUGCUGCACGGUAGCCUCCUUUGUCAGUUACAACGUGGGGGAAAAAACCAACCGGGUUCCUUUGCUGUGGGAAAUAGUAAACCUGAAGAACACACCUGCUUGCAGGGACAGAGGAUGUGAUGGAGCUGCUUGAAGAAGAUCUUACGUGCCCAAUCUGUUGCAGUCUGUUUGAUGAUCCUCGCGUUUUGCCUUGCUCGCACAACUUUUGCAAAAAAUGCUUAGAAGGGAUCUUAGAAGGGACAGGGCGGAACUCAUUGUGGAGGUCAUCUCCAUUCAAGUGCCCCACAUGCCGUAAGGAAACGUCAGCCUCUGGAGUCAAUAGCCUGCAGGUUAAUUACUCCCUGAAGGGUAUUGUGGAGAAGUAUAACAAAAUCAAGAUCUCUCCCAAAAUGCCAGUGUGCAAAGGACACUUGGGGCAGCCUCUCAACAUUUUCUGCCUGACUGAUAUGCAGCUGAUUUGUGGAAUCUGUGCUACACGUGGUGACCACACCAAACAUGUCUUCUGUUCUAUUGAAGACGCCUAUGCUCAGGAAAGGGAUGCCUUUGAGUCCCUCUUUCAAAGCUUUCAGACCUGGCGUCGUGGAGAUGCUCUUUCUCGCUUGGAUACCUUGGAAACUAACAAAAGGAAAUCUCUACAGCUACUGACUAAAGAUUCAGAUAAAGUGAAGGAGUUUUUUGAGAAGUUACAGCACACAUUAGAUCAAAAGAAGAAUGAAAUCCUGUCUGACUUUGAGACCAUGAAACUUGCGGUUAUGCAAGCCUAUGACCCAGAGAUUAACAAACUCAACACUAUCUUGCAGGAACAACGAAUGGCCUUUAACAUUGCUGAGGCCUUCAAAGACGUGUCAGAACCAAUCAUAUUUCUGCAACAGAUGCAGGAGUUCAGGGAAAAAAUAAAAGUAAUCAAGGAAACUCCUUUACCUCCCUCUAAUUUGCCCACAAGCCCUUUAGUGAAGAACUUUGAUACCAGUCAGUGGGAAGACAUAAAACUAGUAGAUGUGGAUAAACUGUCUUUGCCUCAGGACACUGGCACAUUGAUUAGCAAGAUUCCCUGGAACUUUUAUAAGUUUUCUAUGGUAGUCAUUCUGCUUGGCCUUCUUAUUUUCGUCGAUCCUACUACAUUCCUAGAAUGGUCUUUAUUUGAUGAGUUCUCAAUCUGGAAAGACCACCUUUCACACUUAAGUUCCUAUCUGACUAAAUCACCUGAUUUUGUAAAACAAUCAGUUUUUUACUGGGAACAGGUGACAGAUGGGUUUUUCAUUUUCAGUGAAAGAUUCAAGAAUUUUACUUUGGUGGUGCUGAAUAAUGUGGCAGAAUUUAUGUGCAAAUACAAACUAUUAUAAAACCCAUUUUAACUGCAUAGUUCUCUGUUUUUUGUUAGACAUUUGUUAGAGAACAGAGUGGUAGUUCAGAUUUGGUGAAAGAUUACAGUCAGAUAUUUUCCUCCAGAAGUAUUCCUUUCAAAAAUUUUUUACAUAUGUUGUUCAAAUUAGGUAGCAUAAAGAUAAAAGUGAAAUUUAAUCGUACAGCCUUGAACCCUCCUUCCUUUUUAAAGAGUACUUUUGAAGUAAGCAUCUUACUCCCCAGUAUUGAUUGCGUUUGUGCUAUGUGAAAAGGGGAGGUGAGAGAGCACAUGAUCUAAUGUUGUAUUGAUGAGGUAAUGUAAUAGUGAUUGUUCACUUAAGCAUGCAAUAAACACUACUCUUGUAAAGCAA